CCUACUCGUCACUUUUCUAUACCCAUCAUGUUAUAGAUUCAUAGCUCUUUGUUUCAAUCGUUGAGGGAAAACUUCCUCCAAGAGUCCGAACGCAGUGCUGGACACAUCCUCUCUCGCUCACACACACGCACACACACACCAUGGACUACUUCUCAGAGCAAGAUGUCCAUCACACUCCACACGCCGCUCUGCCAACUCCCUCCGACACGCCCUACCACACUCCCGUUCCUUCAUCGAGGCGCUCCUCACGAUUCGGCACUCCCUCACCUCUUCCUCUGUCGUCUUCGCCGCCACCACUUCCACCAGACCCUGCGAGCCAAGCAACAGAUCCUGCAAAUGACGAGAAAAUUUCGAUUCUAGAUCCUCGCCGCUUCACUCCGACUCUACACGCGAAUCUUGUUUCCGAAAUAUUGACACUACGCCGGGAGUUGGACUCCAAGCAUAGAUACAUAGAAGGCAUAGAGACAGACUUGGAAGCUGCAAAAAGCGAGAACGAUGCGCUCAACCAGGAGAUAUCGCAGCGCGAUAAGAAGAAUCGUUCUCUGAAGAGUCAAUUGAAGCACUUUGAAGACGAAACAAUGUCUGCCCUCGACCAAUUAGCCAAGGAAAAGGAAGACAUCACGGCCGCAAACCAGGAGUUAAAGACGAGGCUUGAAGCUUCACAGAAACGAGUGAAGAUCCAAGACGACGAAUCAGAUCGCAUUCAUACCGAAUGGGAGAGGGAAAAGGAGCAAUGGGAAGGAGAGAAGCGCGUGUAUGAGAGACGAGUGCAUGCGACCGAGACACGUCUACGAAUAGUUCUUGACGAGCUAGCUGCCCAACAGCCUGCAGAGGCACACGGUGACAGCGAAGCUGAAGAUGCCACCAUGGACAGUGGGCUUGGCAACGACAGCGAUACUGCCAGCAAUUACUCCAGGUCUGGCAGCCGCACUGAUUCAAUCACCCGCCUCUCCAAGCAUGGCAGGACGAUGAGCAACAGCAGCCACAAGAGCAUCGGCCGCCUCUACAGAUUCUCAACGCAGAGUAUCAACGGCGUUGAAUCUGUUCAAAAGGUCAAUGGAAUGAGUUUGGCAGAUGAACUAAAAUUUGACGAGGAAGACGAAGAUCUCGAGGAAUUCGAGUUGGACUCUGACGACUUUCCGGAGCAUGAAAUGCGAGCCCGUCGGGCUCUGGAGUCACGACAGUCUACUUAUCAGGAUGAGAAGGCCAAGCGGAUUCUGGGCUUGAUGAACGACUCCAAGGCAGAUGCGGAUGUUGAACGUUCCAAAUCCGUCGAGUCUGUCACCACGCGUGCGGAAUCCAGGACGGAGUCGAGGACUGAAGUGAGAGCAGAUUCUCGAAUGGAUCGAGUGCAAAGUUCCUUUGAUUCUACAAACGCUCGAGAUUCGUGCGAUGGCUGGCUACGGUACCGCGGUACACCUUCAACUGUCUACGAAGUCGAAUCAAUCGACACGACUGUGCCGAAGCCCCAGUAUGUGGACACUGGAGUCCAGUACUCGCCUCCGCCUUCACCGGUGUUGGCACCUGUAGACUCAAAGGAUGCAGAGCCUGUUGUAGUUGACGAAUCCUGCAACGCGAACGAAGCACAUGAAGUCGAGGCCAACCAACGCAGGAAACGCGUGUCGCUCGGUCCUCCAAACUCGACCGUUCAACAGUCCUCGGAGCCGAUGCAAGAUGCAGCUGCUAUGGUAUCCAGUUCGAUGCAAACCACUGAUCAUCCCCUCAGUCCUCCAGCCACUCCCAAGCUCGAGCAAUCCCCGCCUCGUAAACUUGGUCUCCUCAAGACGAACGUGUCCACCACGGCUACACAAACUGAUCCAGUGAACUUCGCAGACCAGUCCAAGGACGAAGUCUCGCACUCGAAGAGAUCAGGACCUCCGUCUCCAAUCACAGUUCCUUGCAUCGUAAUCUCGCCCACGCUUUCCGCUCCUUCAUCACCGAGACAGGCAGUUCUGCCACCAAACACCCGAAACAUCGCCGUCCAGGCAUCCUUUGUUCAUUCAGUCCCUAUGAGGUCGGUUUCAGUACAGACUGAGUCCAUCAGGUCAGCUACACGGUUUGCAAAGCUACCCCCCCACCUGCUGCCAUCUGCAAUCCGCUCUACGCCUGGUACUCCCGAGCCAGGGCAAGAACCUGACAACAAGAGCAGGUCUGAGCUAAGCCAGGUGUCAGAGAAGCUUCUCGGCCGUGUUGCUCUGCUUCGAAUGGCGCAUGAGGGCGCUUCAGAUCCACAAAAGUCCGAUGACACGAAAACAGAAAAUAGAUAUCCUGGCAAUAAUGAUAAUGGUUUUAUUGUUCAAAACAAAGGAGAGGGCAUAAGGAGGCCUUUCCGGACCAGCAGCUUAUUCGCCGGUUUCACUGGGGCCAGCUCCGACGAAGAUGAGGACCGGGGAGACGCCAGCGACGAGGAGAGCAAAUCGUCUUUGCGCUCAACAACCACACCUGGCAACCGGGCUCUCAAACAUGGGCGACCGUUUGGUACUCCGCCAACACCGGUUCCUGAGGAAAAUGAAAACUUGUCGAGGUCGAAUUCCAAGGACCUGUCAGGGACCAGCCCACGUGCUUCUGUCGAGAAGCAAGCAAAGAUUGUCAAGCCCUUGCAACGUUCGUCCAGUAGCAAGCGUCUAUCUGGCAGCAUACGGCGAUCUGCACUCAUUCAUAGUGGCAAUGCAGUGCACAUGCAGCGCUCUCGAAGUCCUAGUUUAGGCAGUACUAAUUCUGGCGAUACGCGCCGCUACGUCACGAAGCCUCCAUUCCCAGUCCCAACAAGGUCAAGCUCACGUCGCUUGCCGAUGAGCAAAAGUGAGGGUUCCCAAAGUCCAACACAUCGACCAAAUGGUGCAAUGCCAGGCCGCCUCGGCGGAUACAAGAAGCAUGCUAGACAGGACAGUCUACGUAAAGUUCGCUCAGCUGCUGUCAUCCAGAGAGGUGCUCGUGUCAGGAGUCGCUCACCACCACUAUCUGCCCAGCCAUCGGAAUCCUCUCAAAUUCCCCCAAUGCCAAAUGACGUCGUUGCUUCUCCUCAAUUAUCAUUCUCGAACUCCAAAUUCGGCCACAAGGCUGACCACUCGACAAACACGAUUCUCACUGGCAGUGGCUCCGUCGGCAGUUCGGUGCAGUCCAAUAGCGUUGUAGAUGCGAUAGCAGCCACGAUGGUAGGAGAGUGGAUGUGGAAAUAUGUUCGGAAGCGAAAGUCCUUUGGUGUCACUGAGUCGCCCAAUGAUAUAGCAGACGACGGGAAUGGCGUCAGGCACAGACGCUGGGUAUGGCUCUCACCCUAUGAACGAUCUGUAAUGUGGAGCAGCAAGCAGCCAACAAGUGGAACGGCUCUGCUGGGCAAGAGCGGACGCAAGCUUACCAUUCAGUCCGUACUUGACGUGCCAGACAAUGCUCCGCCACCAAAGAUGACAUCGGGACAGCAAGUCUUUAACCGGUCAAUCCUGAUUUUGACUCCGGCACGCGCCCUGAAGUUUACCGCUGUAUCCAAGGAACGGCACUACCUUUGGCUGACUGCUUUAUCUUUUCUUGCCUCUUCCGGCAACGGCCAUCACGAAGUGGAAACGUCAACCGUCGCAGAUUCGACUCCACCACCAAUCCCCACACGGGCACCACCGGAGAUUCCGAAGCAACAGGGAUCGGUCGCAGUACGCCGACCUCAUAUCCGUGACUCGGUACGUCUAGCGAAGGAGAAAUCACAACCUUCGAUGCACUCUGGGGCAUAUGUCGAGCCUAUCCAAGAAUACUAUUCCUCGAGGGCCAGCCCAUCCAUUUCCGAUGCGGCAUUGCCACCUUGCGUACCUCGCUAUGGACAUGGCCGCAAGAGAAGCGCUACAGGACCUCGCAUCCCGCCGCCUCCUAUCAACACAUCUUUUCGCAGCUUUUCGAGCAACCAAGUACCGCAGAUUCACUCGGCUGGUUUACAGUCUACGGCUUCUUCAGAGUACUACGCCGCUGCCUCGGCUCCUUCUUCGAUCUACAGCCCGCAAAGUGUGGUGACGAGCGGUCGACCGUCGGAGUCCUCGACGAUUGCCCACCACAACUUCUUCGAUGCAAUGGGAACCGUCCGAAUGGAGGCGUUCGUUGCAGAGACUACGCGACCGAACGGUGAAGAGACAACUCUGAUUUCUUCAAUGUGGGGCAACGGGCGCAAGCCAAUUGGCAGAAAACGCAACAACAGCCAGUGGAGCAGCAGCACCAACGAGGGCCACCGAAUGCUCGAAGAACUCGGAUACGACCCCCAUGAUCCAUUCAGGGGAUUUUGAGCAGUCAAUUGCGCAGCACUGCAGCCUACGUUCAUUUACGAGUCCAGUCACUAGCCAAACGCUUCCUAUCUUUCCUUUGCUCUCUCUCGUUUAUCCGCCCUACAGGGCGCACCACAAACCUAAUUUCCUUUUUCCUGUACAAUCAUCAGGCCUACCAGCCAGCCAGCCAGCGUCCGCCUUUUUUUUUCGCCU
Molecule: messenger RNA, 4454 nt
Organism: Pseudovirgaria hyperparasitica
Lineage: Eukaryota; Fungi; Ascomycota; Dothideomycetes; Acrospermales; Acrospermaceae
Exons: 3
Coding region: 141-4262 (1373 amino acids)
Biological process (GO): dynein-driven meiotic oscillatory nuclear movement; establishment of mitochondrion localization; microtubule cytoskeleton organization
Cellular component (GO): cell cortex; mitochondrion
Molecular function (GO): phospholipid binding; tubulin binding
Source: RefSeq, a predicted model, not a curated record